This is a messenger RNA of Lindgomyces ingoldianus, 615 nucleotides long. RefSeq lists its product as uncharacterized. The annotation marks the transcript as partial. The transcript is spliced from 3 exons. NCBI's taxonomy places the organism in Eukaryota, Fungi, Ascomycota, Dothideomycetes, Pleosporales, Lindgomycetaceae. The record is from RefSeq and is a predicted model, not a curated record.
GGCGAUAAUGUGACCGUUGAUGUUUUCGAAUAUAAAAUAGGUGAAAAGAGUAUGGAUCACGUAAAGACUGUAACAGAUUGGAAUGUUUAUUCUGCUGACGGAUUAGCUUUGCUAGGAGAUGGAGCAUUUGUUUUGACGAAUGAUCAUUCGGCUAAAGACUUUAACUUCGAGCAGCGCAAAGAGCUAGAUAUGAUACUUGGUGGUGGCAAUGUGGUUCGAUGCACUGCGUUGGAACCUGGCCAAGUUGCAACUCACAACUCGCUCCGUUUUUUGAACAGUCUUGCGCGAGGACACGACGGGCUCAUAUACGUCCCAAGUUUGACUGAGGGCUUCCUUCGCGUCUACCAACUUGAGAGGUCCGGAAAAUUGAGAGAAGUGGAUCAGAUUCCUAUCGGAAUCCAGGUUGACAAUCUGUUUGCUGCCUGCCUCACUAGUCUUGUGGAAGUAUUUGGUGCCUUGGGUGAUCCGCCGAGUAAACACAGCACUAGCUCCAUCUUCCGGAUCUGCAAGACAGACGAAUCCUACGAAACUGUAAAAGUAGUAGAAAACAGGGGCAAAAGAGUGUUGAGCGGUGCUUUCACCGCCACUCAUGACGUGAGAACAGGGAGGCUUUUC